Molecule: messenger RNA, 4455 nt
Organism: Mercenaria mercenaria
Lineage: Eukaryota; Metazoa; Mollusca; Bivalvia; Venerida; Veneridae
Product: zinc finger and SCAN domain-containing protein 31-like
Exons: 3
Coding region: 189-1706 (505 amino acids)
Biological process (GO): regulation of transcription by RNA polymerase II
Cellular component (GO): nucleus
Molecular function (GO): DNA-binding transcription factor activity, RNA polymerase II-specific; RNA polymerase II cis-regulatory region sequence-specific DNA binding
Source: RefSeq, a predicted model, not a curated record
CAAGCACCAUCAAUAGUUUCAAAAAUCACGAUGUGGUCACGUCAUGGCGUCACCUGCGCGAGGCUCAAGACACAAAAUUUAAGAAAAAACAUUUGUGAAAAUACAACAAGUUAAGAUCAGUAUCGAAAUAAGAAAUUAAAGAAAGUUGAUCCACACAGUUGGGCAGAACUUACCAUUCCUGAGUAGAGAUGGCAGAGGCAGAGGAACCAAGAGAUGAUAUGUCUGAGAGCUCAGAAGAUGAGGCUGAUGUCUUCGAUAAUUAUGGUGUUUUCCAGAGUGACUAUGAAUUUAAAUUUGUCCAGGAGGGAAAUGAUAAGACCACCUUGAUGUUGCCUCCAGUCACAUAUGACAGUAUGGAAGUGAAAUAUUUCAAUAUUGAAAUUGAAGUAGACAGUGAAUUGCAUGUUAGUGCACUGGAGAAAGAGGAGACAGUUAAUGGCACAACUCGAUUUUUCUUCCGCAUUGCAAAGCAAGGGUUGCAAGUCGUAGAAGCAGAUGAAGUAGAAGCAUUUGAAAAACUGGGUGAAGAUGGAUAUGAAUAUGAAGAAAUAAAGGAUUAUGCAGCUGAGAAAGCUGAGAGAGCGAAAAAGCGUAAGCCUAAAAAGCCUAGAACUGCAAUGGAUGCUCAUAACUAUAGUAAACCAAAAGUUGUAAUGACGUCAGCACCAACUGUUAAAGUUGAAGAUGAAGGUGAAAAGUAUGAAGAAAUUGAAAAAGCGCAGGGUGUGGCAUUAGAUGGAACACAGCUAGAUAAAGAUACCAAUAGUUUCUUAGAGCAAUGUGACGAUGGUGAAGAAGAGAUUGAGGAUGAGGGAGAAGAUAUGGAUGAUGAUGGUGAUGAUGAUAUGGAUGAUUUUGAUGAAAUUGAGAUAGGAGAAAAUCUGACAUUACCAGGGGAAGAGGGAGAUGAUGAUGAUGAAGAUGACCUAAUGAAAACACCAAAACGAAAGGGAAAAGGGAUCAAAGGGGAGACAACAUCAGAGAAGAAGAGAAGAAAAUAUGAUAAAACAAAUUUUUACAGUAAAAACUCAUCCAACUUCACUGUGGAGAUGACUGAUGAAGGAGAAAGAAUAUACAAAUGCAAUAUCUGUGAGAAAGUCACGAAACAAGCUGGAAACAUGCGAAGUCACAUACGUAUACACACAGGCGAACGACCUUUUGCCUGUGACGUAUGUGGAUUCAAAUUUGCAGAUCUUUCUAAUCUGAGAAGCCAUCAAAUGACUCACAAUGAAGAUCGAUCAUUCAUUUGCGAAAUUUGUGGAUCAGGGUUUAAGACGCCAGGUUGCCUCAAAGCUCACUACAGGCGCCACACUCAGCCAGGCCAUUAUGAAUGCCAGCUCUGCGAAUAUCGUUGCACUUCACAAAGCAUUCUAAAUAGUCAUAUGGUAACUCACACUGGUGAGAAAAGAUUCACAUGUGAAGUUUGCUUCAGUAAAUUUGCAAGGAAAGCUAGUCUCUCACGCCACAUGCUUUUGCAUACAGGAAGCAAGUUUCAGUGUCAUAUUUGUGGAAAGAAUUUCCUUCGUAAAGAAACCUAUCGAAAUCAUCUGAUUAAGGAACAUCACUUCACAGGAAAUGAAGACUUUAUCGCAAAGAGGGUGAAUAGGGUUCUACAUGUUUACGAUAAAGCAUCCAGUGCAACUGUUCCAGAGGUGUAUGAAGAAGUCCAUAUACCUUAUGCUUCGAAUGUUCCAGAUCUGUACUGAACAAGAACUUUUUCAAAAAGAUUGUUUUUUGAGUUUUCAUGGACAUAGGUUAUGACAGAGAUGACAUUAAAUGAAGACUUUAAAUUUGGGAAAAGUUAUGAAAGAUUGUUUGUUUUUAAUGUUCAUGUAUAUAGGUUUUUCAUUUUAUUUUCAUGUAAUUUAGUGUAAAGUUUUUGUACUUAUUUUUAGCUCAGCUAUUCUACUCACCCUGGCAUCAGCAUCAGGAUUGGCAUUACACCUUGGUUAAAGUUUUGCAUGCAAGUACAUAUGGCUAUCAAUUUAAGGCAUAUAGCUUUGAAACUUAUUUUUUUCUUUUUCUUGAUCAAUUACUAACCUCACUAGGUCAAGUCCAAUAACUCUGACAUGUAUUUUGGCCAAAUCGUGCCCCCUUUUUGACUUAGAAAAUCCUGGUUAAAGUUUUACAUGCAACGAAGUUACAAAACUAAUGCAGAUAUUGAAUUGAAACUUCACAUGUGUCUUCAGGGUUAUAAAACUAGGUGAUAACAUCAAGUUCCAUAACUCUUACAUGCGUUUUGGCUAAAUUAUGCCCCCUUUUGGACUUAGAAAGUCCUGGUUAAAGUUUUGCAUGCAAGUACAUAUAGCUAUUACUUUAAGGCAUAUAGUUGUGAAACUUAUUUUUUCUUUUUCUAGAUCAAUUACCAACCUCACUGGGUCAAGUUCCAUAACUCUGACUUGUAUUUUUGGAAAAUAAUGCCCCCUCUUGGACUUAGAACAUCCUGGUUAAAGUUUUACAUGCAAGUUACUAUCACCAAAACUAAUACAGAUACUGCAUAGAAACUCUAUAGAUAUUUUAACAUUUAGGGUAAUAUUCCUUGUUCUUUAAGGACAACAAUUCGAAUAGUCAAGCAUUGGUUGUCAGUGGACAGGUCUUGUUCUGUUUUGAAGGGACUUGCCUUCUUUAAAAUGUACAGUAUUAUGCCUUGUCAAAAUUGAUUUAAGUAUCAUCAGAAUGACCUCAUCAAAGAUUUCAUUUUUAGAAAAAAUUAAAUUCACUUGCUCUCAUGUACAGAAAAAGUCUCUGAUUUUUUUUAUUUAUUUUUAGCUCACCUGAGCACAAAGUGCUCAAAGGUGAGCUUUUGUGAUCGCCCUAUGUCCGUCGUCCGUCCGUCGUCAACAAUUUGACUGUUAACACUCUAGAGGUCACAAUUUUGGCCCAAUCUUAAUGAAACUUGGUCAGAAUGUUGAACUCAAUAAAAUCUUGGACGAGUUCGAUAUUGGGUCAUCCGGGUUCAAAAACUAGGUCACCAGAUCAAAUCAAAGGAAAAGCUUUUUAACACUCUAGAGGUCACAAUUUUGGCCCAAUGUUAAUGAAACUUGGUCAGAAUGUUACCCUCAAUAAAAUCUUGGAUGAGAUCAAUAUUGGGUUAUUGGGGUCAAAAACCAGGUCACCAGGUCAAAUCAAAGGAGAAGCUUUUUAACACUGUAGAGGCCACAUUUAUGACUGUAUCUCCAUGCAUCUUGGUCAGAAUGUUAAUCUUGAUGGUCUCAAGGUCCAGUUUGAAUCUGGGUCAUGUAGGAUCAAAAACUAGGUCACCAGGUCAAAUCAAAGGAAAAGCUAGUUAACACUGUAGAGGCCACAUUUAUGACCAUAUCUUAAUGAAACUUGGUCAGAAUGUUGAUCUUGAUGAUCUAUAGGUCAAGUUCAAAUCUGGGUCAGGUGGGGUCAAAAACUAGGUCACUAGGUCAAAUCAAAGAAAAAGCUUGUUAACACUUUAAAGGCCACAUUUAUGAAUUGUUUCUUCAUGAAACAUGGUCAGAAUGUUAAUCUUGAUGAUCUCUAGGUCAAGUUCGAAUCUGGGUCAUGUGGGGUCAAAAACUAGGGCACCGGGUCAAAUCAAAGGAAAAGUUAGUUAACACUUUAGAGAUCACAUUUAUGACCAUAUCUUUAUGAAACUUGGUCAGAAUGUUAAUCUUGAUGAUCUUUAGGUCAAUAGGUCAAGUGAGCGAUACAGGGCCUUCAUGGCCCUCUUUUCUUUUUUUUAUCAGGAGGCCAGUCUGUAACAGCAAAAUGUUCAGAGAACACAUUUUUCUUAAACACUGACCUUGGACUCUUAAGAUAUGGACCCUUUAUGCAGUCAAGGCUAUUUCAAUUCUCUGGAAAGUGAACAUAAUAUUAGAGUUUAAAGCAAUUCACUGACAGACCUUUGACUUGAAAUUUUAAACUUCUAUUUCUAUUGUUGUGUGGAACCAGUAGUUUGAUGUUUAACUUUACAGAAAUGAAGAUUAUUGGAAAAUUUGUCAACAUCUAUAAAAUCUGUGAGAAUAUCCUAGGAAGAAUAGAAUGCAACUUAGCAAAAAUAGCUCAGAAAAACAAAACCUGGUGUGUGUGAACAGGGUCCUUAUUCACAUGUUAUAAUAAACCGGAAAAGAAGCCAGUCUGUGUGAACAGGGUCUUUAUUCAUAUGUUGUAAUAAACUUGGAAAGAAUUAUUUUUAUUAGCUCACCUGUCACGUGACAGGGCGAGCUUUUGUGAUCGCCCUUCGUCCGUCCGUCGUCCGUCCACAAUUUCUUGUCUGCCAAUAGUGGUUUCAUAUAUGAUUUUAUUUUAACCAAACUUGCACACAACUUGUAUCACCAUAAGAUCUUGAUAUCUUUCUUGAACUGGCCAGAUCCCAGUAUGAGUUCCAGAGUUAUGGCCCCUGAAAGGGCCAAAAUUAGCUAUUUUGACCUUGUCUGCACAAUAGCAGCUUUAUUUAUGAUUUGAUAUUUAUCAAACUUGCACACAACU